Anopheles cruzii is the source of this 2753-nucleotide messenger RNA. RefSeq lists its product as uncharacterized. The coding region runs from base 30 to 2579 and encodes 849 amino acids. Gene Ontology annotation, biological process: vesicle-mediated transport. The transcript has 8 exons. NCBI's taxonomy places the organism in Eukaryota, Metazoa, Arthropoda, Insecta, Diptera, Culicidae. The record is from RefSeq and is a predicted model, not a curated record.
AUGAAGUGCGAUAGGAAAGAUUGUUCACGAUGUCGAAGGAAACGAUGAUUAUCUUUGUGUACGACCUCACAAAAAAGGUGGAAAACGAUGAUCCGACGGGUUCGAUUAUUUACUUUCAUCCGAUGUGGGUUUCGGAACUUCAGAAAAAGUCUCUCUGUGGUCAGCUUAUGGGAUCCACUCAUUUUUUGGGCGAAACUCUAUCGAAUGUGCGCUUCAUUUCGCUGCAAAAUGGCAAAUUCGCUCUACGGCCCCACGGACGGUUCAUGCUGGCCGUCGGUUCGGACCGCAACAUCCCGAACUCCAUCCUAGAGUACCGAGCAAACUUGUUGUCCAGCCUGAUUGAACUGUUCCACGGCAAUUUUAACACGCUGUCAAACGUGUUUGCCGAAAAGGAGCAAAAGAAUGGCUUCAAUGAGAAGGUGUUCUGCGUGAUGGAGUCAUGUCUGCCGUUGUUGCAGUUCAAUGGCAACAUUUUUCAAAACAUGCCCUCGCUCCGAUUGCCAAAGUGUGCGAGCAACGUGUAUUUGGAGUCGAACCAAGUUCUUCAGAGUUUUCUACAAAACAAGGGAGUUCUUGGGGGCUCAAUAUUUUACCAUAACAAAGUACUGGCAACACAGCUGCCGAUCAAUUUAACGAAACUACUUGUCUACUCCGAUCCCUAUCGUGUUAAAAUAGCCGAUUCAAUAAGCGUAACAUUCCACGUGCCGAACGGCGUUAGUCUCAUCAGUGCGUACAUUAGCAAGCGCGACUAUUUGCAGCUCGUGGAGGCUACUAGAAACAUUCCGAUUUAUUUCAACAACUCCGCCGGUAUCGGCGCACCCUGCACCGGGCCGGUACCGUUUGCCGUCAAGAAAAAGAUCAUACCCUCGAAGGAUCUCGGUGGCGCACUGGGUGGCUUGAAGUCGGAUAAGUCGAUAAUAUUUUCCCACAUUCCCGAGGAAGAGUGUGUACCCGCCGAGGGCCAGCCGGAGCCGACGCCAAAGAAGUCAUUCACCGUUUCGCGGCCCACCUUCCUGCCGUUGAAGUUUAAAAAUCUAACCUCGCGCGACAUCAUCGAUUCGGGAGUGAACUCGAUCAACUUUGACGAAUCCGACAGCUUCCCGAACUUUAUCGGGAAAACAAGCGUAUGCUCGACGCCCCUGACUGAGAACAAGAUCGUGCCAAACCGCAACAUGAUGUCGAUUUGCGUAACUCAAGACAAGCCACCGGCACUGGAGGAGGAGCCCGCCACGGGCGAUGGCGCAAAGCCGAAGGAAAGUGAAAAUGCGAGCAGAUAUUUCAAAAAAACCAACAUCGGAGCACCGUUGAAGUAUGCCACCUUCAGCAACCCGCUGCUGACUUCGCGCAAGAUCCGCGCGCUGUCUUUGGCCACUUUGAACGAGCGUGACGAUGGGGAGGAACAAGAUGAGAGCACUGUGUCCGAGAAUGACGAUGUGGAGGAACGGAAGCAGCGCAACAAAGGGCUGCUACGGCAGUUGAUUAGUAAAGACUAUAACGCUAUGCAAACGGUGGCCGACCCGCUGUAUCCCAUUUUGGAUCAGCGGAAGCGAGCAAUGUCUUUUAGUUUGUUUCAAAAUUUCGAAAGACUUCGCAACGAACGUCUGGCCGAGUUGAUCGAACAGGAAGAGGAGCAAGCAUCGAAGGACAGGGAAGACAAGGGGACAGAGCCCGAGCCAAGGAAAGGCUCCCCUGUGAAUGAACCCAUCGUGAUGAAACCGACCGAUAACCCACCGCUUCGUGCAACCACUCCGAAGGAUCGACGAGCGCUCAGUUUGCCGAUCAAAUCGUUCAACCUUAACGAUGAUUCGCACACGCAGCAGCGCAUUACCAACGGGAGCGGCAGUGGGCAGGAACUGUUUACCCGCCGCAAAAGUACACUCGAACUUACGCCCCUCAUGAACAAGCUAACCGUGCUGGCCGCAAAUGAUCCCGAGUCUAGUGGCGUAUCGAGCUGGGACACGACACCGGGAUGCAGCUACAAUAUGGCCAUUUCGCCCCAGGAGUACAUUCCGCAGCGCCGGAAAUCGCAAGACAUAUCACAAGUGACGGCCGGCCCCCGAGACGAUGACGAAAAGGCACUGGUCAAGGUGGAGCUGUUCGUGUGCGUGCAACAGAACAUGACGCUGGUUCUAGUCAUGCAGGAAAAGAACUGCAAAAAUCAGCGCCUCGUGCAAACUCUGUUCGAGUCGUGUGUUUCGAAGUUCCUCAGGAUUGAGAACGACAUUCAGCUGGCGAUGAACAUUAACGUCGAUGGGUACGACAAGGCGGAGGGCUACAGCUUGAUCGCUCUCGAUUCCGACUGGGAUGUGGCGAAAAAGAGUGGCCCCUGGAGUACGCUGGAGCUGCAAACCACGGAAUCGCUACACAGCUACUUCCGCAAAAGCAAUCUGGUGACGGAAGUUACACUGAAAUCGCAAGACUCCGUGCUGUACGGGUACCAGUGUGGAAUGCGGGAACUCUUUUACACCCAGACGGCGAACGCCCAGAGCGGACCCCCGCCACCGCAGGACGUGAUGGGAUCGGUUCCGCUGUGUGCCAAACGACGCAUCGAGCGGGACCAUUUUGCGUUGCUGCUGUAGAGACUUACAUUAGCGUGCCAGCAACCCGACACAGACCGCCGCAGACAUACCACUACUUUAGCACCUGUCGACACUACGCGUUCUUCUCCGUACGGGGCCAAAUUUUAAUAAUCGUCUAAACCGUAAACACCGUAUCCACUACUCACCGAAUUCCCAAAAGACGGCGCAACCUCC